Messenger RNA from Bactrocera latifrons, 746 nucleotides. RefSeq lists its product as uncharacterized. The record is from RefSeq and is a predicted model, not a curated record. Bases 229 to 705 code for a protein of 158 amino acids. The transcript has 2 exons. Lineage: Eukaryota; Metazoa; Arthropoda; Insecta; Diptera; Tephritidae.
UUCCAUCCGAAUCAAUUAAGAUUUUUUGACACCUCAGCCCCCCUUCCGUAGACCAGGUCACAUAUGUUUAACGCAAUCUAACGUCAGAGCAGUGCCUCCAGUGCUACAAUUAGCAACCACGCUCUCACUUUGGCUAGCGGUGGAUACCAGCACAGUGUAGGCAGUGAAUAUUUGAUUGGGAUUUGUCAAAGCACUGUUUCGAAGCUGACAUCCCAUGUGCUUAAAGAAAUGGAAGCCAAGUUGUGCCCGCAGUUUAUACGGUUUACACCAGAGGAUUCCCUUACGUGUAAAGAGUGGUUUGUGCAGCAACAUAAAAUUCCUGGAGGGGAUUCUGGCUACCCAUUGGAACCAUGGUGCAUAACUUCUUACAGAAACGCUUCGAAUGAUGCAAAAGAAGCUAUGUUUAAUGAAAUUCAUUCCAAGGCAAAAUGUAUCGUCGAACGAACUAUCGGAAUUUUAAAAGGGCGCUGGAGAAUUUUAGGAUAUGGUAAGAGAGGAAGGUACCAUCCGACAAAAGUGGCAAGAUUUGCUAACGUUUGUGCAGCAUUACACAACAUCUGCAUAAAAUUUAAAAUAAAUUAUGAUCCUCAGAAUUGCGAUUCUGACCAAGCAACGGAUAUCGACACCGAGGUAGCGAACCGCCUCACCGCAAUCUGCCAAACAAUAAGAGAUAAAAUAAAGCACUCUUUAAUAAAUUCAAGAUGAAAAUGUCUAUGUCGUUACCCUUGUAAAUAUUUUUUUCCUUC